GGUUUGCUGGGGGGUACUCGGCUGUGCCGCCAUGACUAUUCUCCCCAAAAAGAAGCCGCCGCCUCCCGACGCCGACCCCGCCAACGAGCCGCCGCCGUCUGGGCCACUGCCCCCGGCGCCGCGCCGCGGCGGGGGUGUGGGCGUAGGCGGUGGCGGCACGGGCGUGAGCAGCGGCGACCGCGACCGUGAGUCAGGCGUCGUGGGGGCCCGUCAGCGGGCCUCACCGCCGCCUCAGGGCCCGCUGCCAGGGCCACCGGGUGCACUUCAUCGCUGGGCGCUGGCUGUGCCGCCUGGCGCCGUGCCCGGUCCCCGGCCUCAGCAGGGCUCUCCUCCUCCUUGUGGGGGCCCGGGCGGUCCUGGCGGCGGUCCGGGCGACGCGCUUGGUGCAGCAGCAGCAGGUGUAGGCGCGGCUGGCGUGGUGGUGGGCGUGGGCGGCACGGUGGGCGUGGGCGGCUGUUGCUCCGGGCCUGGCCACAGCAAGCGGCGGCGUCAAGCCCCCGGGGUUGGUUCGGUUGGCGGGGGCAGUCCGGAGCGUGAGGACGUCGGUGCAGGUUACAACAGUGAGGAUGAGUAUGAAGCGGCUGCAGCGCGCAUCGAAGCCAUGGACCCUGCCACUGUCGAGCAGCAGGAGCACUGGUUUGAAAAGGCCCUGCGAGACAAGAAGGGCUUCAUCAUCAAGCAGAUGAAGGAGGACGGCGCCUGUCUCUUCCGGGCUGUAGCUGACCAGGUGUAUGGAGACCAGGACAUGCAUGAGGUUGUACGAAAGCACUGCAUGGACUAUCUGAUGAAGAAUGCUGACUACUUCUCCAACUAUGUCACAGAGGACUUCACCACCUACAUCAACCGGAAACGGAAAAACAACUGCCAUGGCAACCACAUUGAGAUGCAGGCCAUGGCAGAGAUGUACAACCGGCCUGUGGAAGUGUACCAGUACAGCACAGAACCCAUCAACACAUUCCAUGGGAUCCAUCAAAAUGAAGAUGAACCCAUCCGUGUCAGCUACCAUCGGAAUAUCCACUACAAUUCAGUAGUGAAUCCCAAUAAGGCCACCAUUGGUGUGGGGCUGGGCCUGCCAUCAUUCAAACCAGGGUUUGCAGAGCAGUCCCUGAUGAAGAGUGCCAUAAAAACAUCAGAGGAGUCAUGGAUCGAACAGCAGAUGCUGGAAGACAAGAAGCGGGCCACAGACUGGGAGGCCACAAAUGAGGCUAUUGAAGAGCAGGUGGCUCGAGAAUCCUACCUGCAAUGGCUUCGGGAUCAGGAAAAGCAGGCCCGCCAGGUUCGAGGCCCCAGCCAGCCCCGGAAAGCCAGCGCCACAUGCACUUCCGCCACAGCAGCCGCCUCCAGUGGCCUGGAGGAGUGGACUAGCCGGUCCCCGCGGCAGCGGUCACCUGAGCACCCUGAGCUGCAUGCCGAGCUGGGCAUCAAGCCCCCCUCCCCAGGCACUGUCUUAGCUCUUGCCAAACCUCCUUCGCCCUGUGCACCAGGUACAAGCAGCCAGUUCUCAGCAGGGGCCGACCCAGCGACUUCCCCCCUCGUGUCCCUCUACCCUGCUCUGGAGUGCCGGGCCCUCAUUCAGCAGAUGUCCCCCUCCGCCUUUGGUCUGAACGACUGGGACGACGAUGAGAUCCUAGCAUCGGUGCUGGCAGUGUCCCAACAAGAAUACCUAGACAGUAUGAAGAAAAACAAAGUGCACAGAGAUCCACCCCCAGACAAGAGUUGAUGGAGACCCAGAGACUGGAGACUAUCUCCCAACCCCCACCACUCCUGCCCUCCGGUGCCACCUCACCUUUGGCUUUCUUCCCUCUUGCUGUCUUCCUCCUUCCCUUUCUCCCCUCCUUUUCCUCCUCCCCACUUCCCUCUUGCUGGCCCACCCUUGCACCCCCUCUCAUCGCUGCCACCACCACCAUCACCUGUCUCUUCGCCAGCUGACGUGCCCUGUUGCCCCCCGCACAGCACCAUCCCUGCAUUCCACAGGGGACUCGGGCAAGGGUGCCGAAGGUAGGCGAGAGGCACACAGAGACAACCCAACUGGCAGCCAGGCAGCCCCCGAGGAGAGACAUUCAGACAGAGGAAAGCCUCCCUGACUCCCAUUCUUCCAAGCUCAAAAAACUUUGUCAACCCACCUCCACAACUAUGCCAGGGAAGUGGGAGGAAGAAGUGGGGAAUUCCCCUUCCCAGUACCCUAAGAAUGUCUGAGCCUUCAAUGUUGAAUUUUUUCUUUAUUAAAAUGUACUUUUAUCUUAUAAAAUUAACCUAUCGAAAACAAUGUAGACAAUAGCAUUGACUCUCUGAAGGUGGCAUCUCUGUGGUUGGGGGCAGGCAGGUUGUGGGACACAGUGGGCACAAAGAUGUGGUUACUGUCUGUGGCCUCCAGCUCUUUGGAGAUGGGCAGGGUCUAGAGUAUGAGUCAGGGUGGAGUAGAGGGGCAUGGGUGGCAGGUAUCAUGUGGGCUUUGGACAAGGAGACUCUGACCUCACUGCAUUCCUAUUGCUUCCAUACCACCACCAGUCUCUUUGGAAUCUUGGAGUGGGGGCAACUUUGAGGAUUAUGGCCGCCGCCCAGGAUUUGAGUGUGGGGAAUGGGAGCAGCCUUGGCAGAUGGGGCACUUGUGCCCUGCAGGUGUUGACAAGAUCCACCAUCUGUAAUGUCCUUGGCACAAUAAAACCAAAUGUCCGUUU
Messenger RNA from Molossus molossus (Pallas's mastiff bat), 2678 nucleotides. It is a transcript of the gene OTUD5, whose product is annotated as OTU deubiquitinase 5. NCBI's taxonomy places the organism in Eukaryota, Metazoa, Chordata, Mammalia, Chiroptera, Molossidae. The coding region runs from base 32 to 1720 and encodes 562 amino acids. Gene Ontology annotation, molecular function: K63-linked deubiquitinase activity; cysteine-type deubiquitinase activity. The transcript has 9 exons. The record is from RefSeq and is a predicted model, not a curated record. Gene Ontology annotation, biological process: protein deubiquitination.